UGAUGGAAGGAAACAUUUUAUGAAAGAAGACACCAAGUGCAAUGGCAGGAGGCUCUCACCUAGUUUGGCUUCCCCUGCUUCUCUCAGGUGUCUUUGAAACUUCUGACAGCAGACAUGUCCCACCGGAGACGAACAAAACAUUUAUCAGCCGUGCAGGAAGUGCAAAUGUGGCUUCUUUCCUUGGCAAGAUCCCAAUAACAUUACCGGAAGGAAUUAAUCCUGAGAAUAUACAUUUCACAUCAGUUAACAUAGCAAGCUGUACUGAUAUGGAGGAACAGAUUCAUUUGCUGAACAAGCAGCUUCAGGAGACAACAUUCCGUAGCAGCCAGCAAGGUGAAGAAGCCUUUGAGUUGAGGAGGGACGUCAGGCUGCUGAAAAUGCAACUUGCUACAUGCAGUUCAUCAGCCUCAGCUGUUACUGGCCCUUAUAAAAACCAGCUAUACUAUCAAAUGAAACUGCUGCUGGAGACGUUUGACAGUGAUGCUUUUCUGAAUCUAAAAGUCAUUGCACUAACCAGGGAGGUAACAGCAUUACAGAUGAGGAUCGAACUGGCUGCUAAUUCUACUGAAACUGAAAUUAUGGUGCUACACAAUGAGCUGCAAGUGAAGAUGAAGGAUCUCCACGCUAAGAAGCAACAAAUGGAAAGACGAUUCUCAAACUCAGAACUCAUUCUUCAGAUCAUCUCACUGCAAAAUCAGAUCUGGGAAUUAGAAGUGGAAGAAUUGAGAAGAGGAGAAACUGUUCUUCAGCAGGACAGUAGAAUUGCUGCUCUACAGAAACAACUGGACAUGAAGCUCAGGGAGCUGCGACAACAAGGAGAUGCGAGUUCAGUCUUGCUGGAGAUCAUUUCUGUGCACAGUAGGAUUGCCGUGAUCCAGAGACUCAUCAGUGUCCACAUUGAGAAAUCCAGAGCUAAUUCGCUUGAUUACCAGAUGCAAAUGAAACAAAAGAGUGAGAUCCUGACAAAGAAGAUUUUACGCUUGAAUCGUGAGGAGAGUAACACAGAACUAACAAGGGAAAUUUUGAUUCUGCAGGAUGAACUGGAAAUUCUCAGACAGAUGAUGUCCGACGCCAAAACUAAUCACAGACUUACAGGCCUGAGAGUUAUUCUGGAACAGGGGAAGAGCCAACAAGAACACUUACAGAAACAACUGGAGGAGACAGAUUUUACACAGGCACAACUGAUCAUGAAGAUCAUCGGCAUGAUGAGAGAGGUGAGAGAGCAGCAGAGGGAUGGGCAACAGCAGACAACAUCAACAAGCCAAACCACUGUUCUGACUCUGCUUCGAGGGGAAUAUGCAAAAGCUCAGGCUGACAUAAAGGAGCUGCAGCGGCUGGUGCAAGAGAAGAGUCAAAAAUGCCCUGGAUAUGAGGAGAGAUACUCACACUUAAAGACUGAAUUCGAACAGAAGAUUGCAGAACUCAAUAGAACUGUAGACUCCAAAGCAGCAAUCAUUUUGAAUGUGAUAAACCUGCAUGGUGAGCUGACAACUCUGAUGAUACCGAUCUCGACGACAAAAGACCCAGACAGGCUCUCAGAUCUGCACAGGCAGGUGGAGGAGAAGAAAAAGGAAUUUCACUCCAAGACUGCAGACAUGAAGAGAUUGAUUGUCAACCACAACCUAAUUCAGUCAAUCAAUGAGCUGCAGCAGGAAAUCUGGGAACUGCAGGAAAGUGGGUUCAGUGAAAUGACAAGGAACCAGGAAAGAGAGUUGCAAACCAGACUGGAUGGCCUCAUCAGGGAAAUAAACAACAAAGGCGAUGAAAGCAUCAAACUGAUGCUGAAAAUCAUGACGCUGCAGAGUCAGGUGAAGCAGCUGCAGAGACAGCUUUUACAACACCACAUGGUAAAAAACGCUACGGUAGCCCAGCUUGAAAAGGAUCUUUCUACUAAAGAGAAGGAGCUGAAGAAAUCCGUUGAUGAGCUGACCGAGGAGAAUCCAGCAAACGCCCAAUUGAUUGUGACCAUCACUGAUCUCACCAACCGCCUCAGAAAACUACAACAAGAAACACGAGGCGGGGGCAUAACAACUUCUGCAACAAUUACUAAGCUAAUGAAACAACUGAAGAUAAAAGAAGAGGAGCACUUUCGGGAUCAGGUUGAGAUUACAGCUCUGCAGAAUGAACUGAACCAGACGACGGCACAGUGUUCCAGCUUUGGGAAGAAAAUUCAAGAGCUGCAGACUGAUCUGGAUGAGAAGCUGAGGAAACUUCAGUCUGAAUCGGACAGCGUCACUUCACUUGCUCUUCAAGUUUCUACAAUAACCAUGCAACAGGAGGAGUUAAAGAGACAACUCCAAAACACUGAUUCUGAAGCCAAGAUACAAGAGCUUCAGAAACGAAUAGAGGAAAUAAACAACAAGUUGGCCGAAAAAACCGAGGAGCUGAAAGCAAGAAGCGCUCAACCCCAAAGAUUUCUACAUAUUAUCUCAAUACAAACAAAGAUAGCAAAGUUAGUGAACGUGGCAGCAAACAACACAGAUUACACUAAAAUUAGAGCACUCCAGGACUAUUUGAAUGAACUGAUCGAAGGAAUUCAAGAUGAAAACGAUGAAAAUACCCAACUGCUCUUUAAGGUCUUGACUCUUCAAGAGGAAGUAGCACGGCUGAAGAAACAAGAAAAGAGUCAGUCAGAAGCUCAGUUAAAGAAAAUUAAAGAUCUGGAGAACGAAUUGGAGGACAUCAGAAGUCAGAUAGCAGAAAAGACUCUUUUGCUGGACUCCAGGGAUCUGAACUUUUCUAAUCUGUCGGCUCAAAUUAUGGAACUUCACCAAAAAAUCAAACCACUGGAAGAUGAAAUAUCAGACCUCAAAGAGCAACAAGCUGAGAACUUUGCAGAGCUUCAAGAGAGACUGAGUUUGACAAAGAGACAACUGCAAGACAGCGAACUUCGACUCAAGGAUGCAGACGCAAAGAAUUUUCAAUCGAUGAUGGAUAUCAUUGAUCUGAGGGAACAGCUGACAAAGGCUCAGAAACAAGCAUCAAAAGCUGCUGGACAAAAUAUAAAUGUAUUGGAACAACAACUUCAAACACAACAAAGAGAGAAUAAAAAACUGGAAAAGUCAAACAGAGACUUAAAACAAACGUUAAAAGAACUGAAGAUGAGCUGCAACGAUCAGAACACCCUCUGUGAAGAGCCACAGAUACAACUGCAGGUGUGCCAGCAGGAUAUGGAUCGUCUGGAGCAACAGCUGCAAGAGCGGGAUGCCCGCCUCAAACAGCUGCAGCAGGAGUCGGAGGAACAGGCGAGGCAGUCUAACAGACUGCAGCAAGAAAAUCUGAAGCUAAUGAAGCAACUGAAGAUAAAAGAAGAGGAACACUUUCGUGAUCAGGUUGAGAUUACAGCUCUGCAGAAUGAACUGAACCAGACGACGGCACAGUGUUCCAGCUUUGGGAAGAAAAUUCAAGAGCUGCAGACUGAUCUGGAUGAGAAGCUGAGGAAACUGCAUUCUGAAUCGGACAGCGUCACUUCACUUGCUCUUCAAGUUUCUACAAUAACCAUGCAACAGGAGGAGUUAAAGAGACAACUCCAAAACACUGAUUCUGAAGCCAAGAUACAAGAGCUUCAAAAACAAAUAAAGGAAAAGAACAAGACGUUGGCCGAAAAAAACGAGGAGCUGAAAGCAAGAAGCGCUCAACCCCAAAGAUUUCUACAUAUUAUCUCAAUACAAACAGAGAUAGCAAAGUUAGUGAACGUGGCAGCAAACAACACAGAUUACAGUAAAAUUAGAGCACUCCAGGACCAGUUGAAUGAUCUGAUCGAAGGAAUUCAAGAUGAAAACAAUGAAAAUACCCAACUGCUCUUUAAGGUUUUGACUCUUCAAGAGGAAGUAGCACGACUGAAGAAACAAGAAAAGAGUCAGUCAGAAGCUCAGUUAAAGAAAAUUAAAGAUCUGGAGAACGAAUUGGAGGACAUCAGAAGUCAGAUAGCAGAAAAGACUCUUUUGCUGGACUCCAGGGAUCUGAACUUUUCUAAUCUGUCUGUUCAAAUUAUGGAACUUCAACAAAAAGUCAAACCACUAGAAGAUGAAAUAUCAAAACUCAAAGACCAAAAUGCUGAGAACUUUUCAGAGCUUCAAGAGAGACUGAGUUUGACAAAGAGACAACUGCAAGACAGCGAACUUCGACUCAAGGAUGCAGACGCAAAGAAUUUUCAAUCGAUGAUGGAUAUCAUUGAUCUGAGGGAACAGCUGACAAAGGCUCAGAAACAAGCAUCAAAAGCUGCUGGAAAAAAUAUUAAUGUAUUGGAAAAACAACUUCAAACACAACAAAGAGAGAAUAAAAAACUGGAAAACUCAAACAGAGCUCUGCAGAAUGAACUGAACCAGACGACGGCACAGUGUUCCAGCUUUGGGAAGAAAAUUCAAGAGCUGCAGACUGAUCUGGAUGAGAAGCUGAGGAAACUGCAGUCUGAAUCGGACAGCGUCACUUCACUUGCUCUUCAAGUUUCUACAAUAACCAUGCAACAGGAGGAGUUAAAGAGACAACUCCAAAACACUGAUUCUGAAGCCAAGAUACAAGAGCUUCAAAAACAAAUAAAGGAAAAGAACAAGACGUUGGCCGAAAAAACCGAGGAGCUGAAAGCAAGAAGCGCUCAACCCCAAAGAUUUCUACAUAUUAUCUCAAUACAAACAGAGAUAGCAAAGUUAGUGAACGUGGCAGCAAACAACACAGAUUACAGUAAAAUUAGAGCACUCCAGGACCAGUUGAAUGAUCUGAUCGAAGGAAUUCAAGAUGAAAACAAUGAAAAUACCCAACUGCUCUUUAAGGUUUUGACUCUUCAAGAGGAAGUAGCACGACUGAAGAAACAAGAAAAGAGUCAGUCAGAAGCUCAGUUAAAGAAAAUUAAAGAUCUGGAGAACGAAUUGGAGGACAUCAGAAGUCAGAUAGCAGAAAAGACUCUUUUGCUGGACUCCAGGGAUCUGAACUUUUCUAAUCUGUCUGCUCAAAUUAAGGAACUUCAACAAAAAGUCAAACCACUGGAAGAUGAAAUAUCAAAACUCAAAGACCAAAAUGCUGAGAACUUUUCAGAGCUUCAAGAGAGACUGAGUUUGACAAAGAGACAACUGCAAGACAGCGAACUUCGACUCAAGGAUGCAGACGCAAAGAAUUUUCAAUCGAUGAUGGAUAUCAUUGAUCUGAGGGAACAGCUGACAAAGGCUCAGAAACAAGCAUCAAAAGCUGCUGGAAAAAAUAUUAAUGUAUUGGAAAAACAACUUCAAACACAACAAAGAGAGAAUAAAAAACUGGAAAACUCAAACAGAGCUCUGCAGAAUGAACUGAACCAGACGACGGCACAGUGUUCCAGCUUUGGGAAGAAAAUUCAAGAGCUGCAGACUGAUCUGGAUGAGAAGCUGAGGAAACUGCAUUCUGAAUCGGACAGCGUCACUUCACUUGCUCUUCAAGUUUCUACAAUAACCAUGCAACAGGAGGAGUUAAAGAGACAACUCCAAAACACUGAUUCUGAAGCCAAGAUACAAGAGCUUCAAAAACAAAUAAAGGAAAAGAACAAGACGUUGGCCGAAAAAACCGAGGAGCUGAAAGCAAGAAGCGCUCAACCCCAAAGAUUUCUACAUAUUAUCUCAAUACAAACAGAGAUAGCAAAGUUAGUGAACGUGGCAGCAAACAACACAGAUUACAGUAAAAUUAGUGCACUCCAGGACCAGUUGAAUGAUCUGAUCGAAGGAAUUCAAGAUGAAAACAAUGAAAAUACCCAACUGCUCUUUAAGGUUUUGACUCUUCAAGAGGAAGUAGCACGACUGAAGAAACAAGAAAAGAGUCAGUCAGAAGCUCAGUUAAAGAAAAUUAAAGAUCUGGAGAACGAAUUGGAGGACAUCAGAAGUCAGAUAGCAGAAAAGACUCUUUUGCUGGACUCCAGGGAUCUGAACUUUUCUAAUCUGUCUGCUCAAAUUAAGGAACUUCAACAAAAAGUCAAACCACUGGAAGAUGAAAUAUCAAAACUCAAAGACCAAAAUGCUGAGAACUUUUCAGAGCUUCAAGAGAGACUGAGUUUGACAAAGAGACAACUGCAAGACAGCGAACUUCGACUCAAGGAUGCAGACGCAAAGAAUUUUCAAUCGAUGAUGGAUAUCAUUGAUCUGAGGGAACAGCUGACAAUGGCUCAGAAACAAGCAUCAAAAGCUGCUGAAAAAAAUAUAAAUGUAUUGGAAAAACAACUUCAAACACAACAAAGAGAGAAUAAAAAACUGGAAAACUCAAACAGAGACUUAAAACAAACGUUAAAAGAACUGAAGAUGAGCUGCAACGAUCAGAACACCCUCUGUGAAGAGCGACAGACACAACUGCAGGUGUGCCAGCAGGAUAUAGAUCGUCUCAAACAGCUGCAGCAGGAGUCGGAGGAACAGGCGAGGCAGUCUAACAGACUGCACCAGCAGGAAAACCAGAUCUUAGAGGACCGACUGCAACAGUCCCAGCAGAAGGUUGAAGACCUGCAGCAGCAACUGCCUGCGAAGGACGCCAUGCUGAACCGGCUGCAACAGGAGCUAGAAGAGAAGGCCACACAGAAUAACAGACUGCAGGACAAAUACGGCAACCUGGAAAACGAGAAUAACAGAAUUGCGGAGAUUGUGCAAGGUCUUCAAAACCAGCUCAGUGAAGUGGACGAAAGGACGAUCAAUACCAGGAAGGGUACUUUUGAUCCGAACACAGCAAACCCAAGAAUAGUUCUGUCUGCAGAUAAUACUGAGAUGUCCACUACUGAAGAAAUACAAAACGUCCAGGACCACCCAGGCCGCUUUGAUGUGGUCCUUGCCAUCCUGGGCGAGUCCGGGUUCUCAAGUGGAAGACAUUACUGGGAGGUGUCUGUUGCUGGGAAGUCUUGUUACCACAUUGGGAUGGCCAGUGAAACUGCUCCAAGGAGGGGGUCGAUUACAUUCAGUCCAACAAACGGCUAUUGGACUAUAGUUAAAAACAAACAGGGCCAUUACAGAGCUAUUGAUAAUAGACCUGUUGUACUUCCAGUGCAGGCGCAGCUUCUGACACUGGGUAUUCUGCUGGAUUAUAAAAAGGGACAGGUCUCUUUUUACAAUGCUGGUGCCAGGUCUCAUAUAUACUCAUUUCAAAGUCAAAGGUUUACUGACAAAAUCCAUCCAUUCAUCAAUUUCUGUAUCGAGGACAUUGAAAGACGUACUCCGAUUGUUCUACUAACCCCUGGAUCUACUGACUGGAUAAAAUAGGGAGGUGGUGAUUUAAGUUUUAUCCAUGUACAGUAUCACAUUUAUAAUUACCUCAGUAAGCUACAAAAUAAUCCCUGUGAAUGCAGAAUAGUUCACAUACUUAUAAAUGCUGUUGAAUAUUUCAGACAAUAAAACACUUCAAAUAUACAACAA
Molecule: messenger RNA, 7349 nt
Organism: Limanda limanda (common dab)
Lineage: Eukaryota; Metazoa; Chordata; Actinopteri; Pleuronectiformes; Pleuronectidae
Product: centromere-associated protein E
Exons: 84
Coding region: 42-7196 (2384 amino acids)
Molecular function (GO): protein binding
Source: RefSeq, a predicted model, not a curated record